Messenger RNA from Nycticebus coucang (slow loris), 1196 nucleotides. It is a transcript of the gene NTAN1, whose product is annotated as N-terminal asparagine amidase. The transcript has 10 exons. Bases 415 to 1035 code for a protein of 206 amino acids. The record is from RefSeq and is a predicted model, not a curated record. Gene Ontology annotation, molecular function: protein-N-terminal asparagine amidohydrolase activity. Gene Ontology annotation, biological process: ubiquitin-dependent protein catabolic process. Gene Ontology annotation, cellular component: nucleus. NCBI's taxonomy places the organism in Eukaryota, Metazoa, Chordata, Mammalia, Primates, Lorisidae.
UCGCUUGCCGGCUUCUUUUGCGGGAUUCGCGGAGCUUUUACUUUCUUUAGACUGCAGAGGGUAUCCGCUCAGGUUCUCCUUUACAGAAGAGGGGGCAGAAGCCCAGAGAGGUUAGGUGACUUGUCCAAGGUCGCCCAGCGCCGCAGUUUGAGGACACCCCGGGACGCGCCCCAGUCCUAGGAAAGAGCCAGACUUCUCAGAGGUCAGUCUGUUCAGCAAGUGGGACCCCAGGGCCUUCUGUAUGUUCAGCAAAGAGAGCUUGCAGUGACCUCCCCAAAGGAUGGCUCCAUCUCCAUUCUGGGUUCUGAUGAUGCCACCACUUGUCACAUUGUGGUCCUGAGGCACACAGGUAAUGGGGCAACCUGCCUGACACAUUGUGAUGGAAGCAACACCAAAGCUGAGGUCCCCUUGAUCAUGAACUCCAUAAAAUCCUUUUCCGACCACACUCAAUGUGGAAGGCUGGAAUUGCACCUUGUGGGAGGCUUCAGUGAUGAUAGGCAAUUGUCACAAAAACUUACCCAUCAGCUUCUCAGUGAAUUUGACAGUCAAGAAGUUGAUACUCACUUAGUGACAUUAUGUGUGACAGAAUUAAAUGACCGUGAAGAAAAUGAAAACCACUUCCCAGUCAUUUAUGGCAUUGCUGUUAACGUUAAAACUGCAGAGAUUUAUAGAGCCUCUUUUCAAGAUCGGGGUCCAGAAGAAGAGCUACGUGCUGCGCGGGCCUUAACAGGGGGACCAAUGAUUAGCAUUUAUGAUGCAAAGACAGAACAACUUCAGAUAGGACCGUAUUCCUGGAUGCCAUUUCCACAUGUGGAUUUCUGGUUGCAGCAAGAUGAUAAACAAAUACUAGAGAACUUUUCCACUUCACCUUUGGCUGAGCCACCCCACUUUGUUCAACAUAUUAGAUCUACCUUGAUGUUUUUAAAAAAACACCCAUCUCCAACUAACAAGCUGUUUCCUGGAAAUAAAGCUCUACUCUACAAAAAAAAUGAAGAUGGCGGCUUAUGGGUAAAGAUCUCUUCUCCAGGAAGCUAAACAUAGGAUAUUACCAAAGAAAGCAACUUUUUGGCAUGACAAAGACUGUUGAUGGGGCUAGAAAGAAUAUGGAUUUGAAACCUACAUCCAUUGAGCUCCUUUACUUGGCAUCUUUCAAAUGACUUUCAAAAUAAAAUCAAAAUCUUAUUUUGGCAAAGGCA